Molecule: messenger RNA, 918 nt
Organism: Cynara cardunculus var. scolymus (artichoke)
Lineage: Eukaryota; Viridiplantae; Streptophyta; Magnoliopsida; Asterales; Asteraceae
Product: peroxiredoxin-2F, mitochondrial
Exons: 5
Coding region: 123-716 (197 amino acids)
Biological process (GO): cell redox homeostasis; hydrogen peroxide catabolic process; cellular response to oxidative stress
Cellular component (GO): mitochondrion; cytoplasm
Molecular function (GO): thioredoxin peroxidase activity
Source: RefSeq, a predicted model, not a curated record
CAAACCCAAUAAAUAGCCUGACAUCUUUUUGUGUUAUCAACCCUAUCUUGGAAGAUUUAUCAUAACCCCUUACUGGUUAACCAUCUUCUCUGGUGUUGUGUGGGACCAAUCACAGUAAAAAAAUGGCGUACGCAGUGUUGAGGCGAUCGUCCAUGAUGAAGUCAAUGGCCACGGGAAUCGGCGAAUCAUGGCGGAGGUUUGCCUCGGUUGCUGUAGGGACCGAUCUGGUAGCGGCCGCUCCAAAUGUUUCUCUCCAGAAGGCUCGGAGCUGGGAUGAAGGCGUCUCCUCCCAAUUCUCUACCACCACUCUCUCGGACAUUUUCGUGGGUAAAAAAGUCGUCAUCUUUGGGCUUCCUGGUGCAUUUACGGGAGUUUGUUCUGCCCAGCAUGUUCCAAGUUACAAGAAAAACAUUGACAAAUUCAAGGCGAAAGGCAUAGAUUCGGUGAUAUGUGUAUCUGUUAACGAUCCAUAUACUAUGAAUGGCUGGGCUGAAAAACUUGAAGCCAAAGAAGUGAUUGAAUUUUAUGGAGACUUUGAUGGUAAAUUUCACAAGAGCUUGGAGUUGGAGUUGGAUCUCAGUUCUGCUUUGCUUGGGCAUCGCUCAACUAGAUGGUCAGCAUUUGUGGAAGAUGGGAAAAUUAAGGUUUUGAAUGUGGAGAAUGUUCCAUCUGACUUCAAGGUUUCUGGUGGUGAAGUAAUCUUGGGGCAGAUAUAAAGAGGUGUUAUCUUUAGUUUUAAGCUUUUAGGAGGAAACUAUUGAAUAAUGCAGAAGCAAUAUAUAUUGGCAGAAACCUUUCUUCUUCAUAUUUCUUCCAUCUAUCCCAUUUUGGAGUUGAUGCCAAUAUUGUCAUACUACUUCAGUUCAAGGCUGUUUGGUUGUUUUUUUAUUAAGUUCUCUAUGGAUAAAGUUGUUUGUG